UUACCAGACAUUUAAGAUGGGCAAUGGGCCAUAUAACCCAAGGGUGAUAUGCAAUCUUGAUUUUUGUUGAGACCCUGUUGAAAGCAUGAUAAUUGCCGCGUCGUUUUACAGAAUAGGAAGGAUAAAAUUAACAAUCACCCCUUUUGAGCUAUUGGAGCCUCCUCUUGUUCACUCGCUCACCCCCUCCUCACAGGCUGUAUCAAAGCUUCUGUUUAUAUUGAGGGAGAUCAUCCAUGACCGACUUAUAUAAAGACCAUUUCCAUAUUAUGCGCCUGGAAUUCCUUUCUUUUUUUUCAUCCCGAUUUUGGUUCGAUUGGGGUUCUUUUAAUACACAUGGCUUAUCAGUAUAGCAGCAAUGAUGUUCCACAGAUCGAUAGCUCAAAAUACCAAAGUGAUUCUUCCGUUAAUACUCCUCCACCAAUAUAUGAAAAUUUGGAUGAACACCAACUAGAGAAACGUGACAUGGAGAAUAAUGCCGAGCAGCGGAAAACUUGGCUGCAUAAUUUGUGUUGUGUAUGUUGUCCCUGUUUGCCGAUGUGGGUACGAUGCAUCUGCUGCUUUUGUAUUUUGUGUAUCAUCGGGCUAGCGAUUGUCGUUGGCGUACUAGCUGCACUUUUCAAACAGCCCCAAGUAGAGUUCAAUGGAAUCACCGACCAUCCCAGCGGUCUACCGAGGUUGCAAAAGAAUGCGUCGUCGAUGGCCUUCACGAUGAACCUCGGGUUAAAGAUUGGUGUAAAGAACCCAAAUGUGGAAAGUAUCACAUUCGAGAAUAUCAAAGCUGUGGCGUUUUAUCCCACGAAUCCGGAGCAGUCUGUAGGCGGUGGAGAAAUGCAGAAUCUGCUUAUCGAGCGUAACAGCAUCACGAAUUUCACAUUUCCUUUCCAAUUAUACUAUGACCCUCAGCAAGAUCCGAAUUAUGCCAUGUUAAACGAUAUAAGCAGCAAAUGUGGAUGGCAAGGGGCAACCAAGUCGGAUUUGACGGUCCUCUACGACCUUAUUCCGACGGUGAGGAUCGCUGGUAUUCCCAUCAGCCUGACUUUGCGUCAUUCCGCGCACUUCCAAUGUCCGUUGAAGGAUGAUCAACUUUCAAGUAUUAGCUUACCUACACCCAGAGUUUCAUAGUAUACCGUCUUCAAUCAUCUUCAAUAGAACGAUGGAAAAGAAAAAA
Messenger RNA from Radiomyces spectabilis, 1168 nucleotides. RefSeq lists its product as uncharacterized. The transcript has 4 exons. The coding region runs from base 334 to 1122 and encodes 262 amino acids. NCBI's taxonomy places the organism in Eukaryota, Fungi, Mucoromycota, Mucoromycetes, Mucorales, Radiomycetaceae. The record is from RefSeq and is a predicted model, not a curated record.